Penicillium manginii is the source of this 2262-nucleotide messenger RNA. Its product is annotated as Major facilitator superfamily domain general substrate transporter. Gene Ontology annotation, cellular component: Cdc73/Paf1 complex. The coding region runs from base 1 to 2262 and encodes 753 amino acids. Gene Ontology annotation, biological process: transmembrane transport; positive regulation of transcription elongation by RNA polymerase II; transcription elongation by RNA polymerase II. The transcript has 3 exons. The record is from RefSeq and is a predicted model, not a curated record. Lineage: Eukaryota; Fungi; Ascomycota; Eurotiomycetes; Eurotiales; Aspergillaceae. Gene Ontology annotation, molecular function: RNA polymerase II complex binding; transmembrane transporter activity.
AUGAAACCUCGAAUUCCAAUUUCUCCCUCGGCAUCAGUCCGCCGUCUCGACCUAGGAUUUCUCAAGCUGGGCACCUUUUGGAUGCUUCAAGUUGGUAACAUCAUCCAGAGCUUUGGAUACUUCCUCCCAACAACUUAUCUUCCAACAUAUUCAACAAGUACAAUCGGGCUGUCCCCGACUAUGGGCACUAUGCUCGUUUCGCUCUUCAACGCCACCUCUGUCUUCGGUGGCAUUACACUCGGAAUUCUUUGUGACCGCUUCGCUGUCACUAAUAUUCUACUCCUCUCAUCGCUAGGAUCGGCGUUGUCUGUCUUCCUUUUCUGGGGGAUGGCAUCAUCUUCAGAUGAUGGUUCGUCUCAGACAGCCUUAGCAUUGCUCACGGUCUUUUCGAUAUUUUAUGGUUUCUUCGCCGGCGGAUUUAGCUCUACCUGGUCGGGCAUCAUCACAAAAAUCAGAGAUGAUUCUUCUUCCUCGAUGGAAACGGGGUUGGUAUUUGGUCUGCUUGCUGGAGGCAGAGGAAUUGGAAAUGUCAUCAGCGGGCCUCUCAGUUCCGUAUUGAUUCAACAGGGUUCAAUCGGUGACUCUCGUGAUCAAGUUUCUAGAUCGGGAUUUGGAACUCAAUAUGGUGCCCUUAUUUUGUUUACUGGAAUCACGGCACUUCUUGGUGCAUGGGGCUGGAUGUGGCGGUACAUCAGCCCUGCGAUGCGUUGCUCUAUACCAGAUCACGUGAGCAACCGAGCUUCACCUCGAGUCCGCCGCAACGAACAACUUCGGAAUCGCAAUCUCCCUUCCAUUUCCAUCAGCCCGAUUGAAGCCUCUUUCAGGCCAGCCGGACCACCAAUACCAACUAUGGCCGCGGUCGAUCCUGCUCUGCAGGACCCUCUCCUCUCACUUCGGCGCGCUAUCGCCUCCGGCAGCCUCCCAACCCCGACGACCUCUUCGGAGCUCACCAACGAGCAAGCCACAGAGGAUCUAGCCCAAGCAACACACCUAUUCUUCUCGCAACCCUCUCCACAAGUCAUCGCCCUUUCAACACCGACGCGAUUCGUCUCCGCAUCCACCAGCUCCCCCGUCGACCUGCGCAGCAUCUUUUUCGCGUGGCAGAAGAAAGACGUCGCUAUUCCCGAAUAUAUCGCAUCGGCGCAGGAACUCAAUGAAGCUCUCAAGUCAAAGGAAGGCGAUGACACACAGGUCCAGAUCCUGGUCUUCGUCGAGCGACUGGAUCUCCUCACCUGGCUAGAAGGCGCCGACGCUACGAGCGAAUAUAUCAAGCCUUUGGAAGGCGCUGCCGCCGCCGCAGAAGCAGCCGUCGCCGCAGGUGCCGUUCAAUCGGAUGCUGCGGCUGGAAUUGCCUCCGGGGCUACUGGGGGCAUCUCAUCAGUCCCCAGUGGACCCGUCGGAGCCGUAACGACAGGAGCUCACGGAAGUCGCGCACAAAAGACAAUCGACCCCCGACUACAGGAGAUCUACAACGGCGAACGAAAGACCGGAGAUCGAAACACAGUCCUACGAGGAAUCAAACCAACCGACUUCUCGCACGUCCGGAAAAGCGCCGAGCUCUUCCUCGACCGAAACCGCAAUCGCCCCGGCCAAGCAGGCGUAAAGCCAGGCAGCAAGAACUCCGCACUGGUGCCGGCGCCGUCAGCGGGCCUCUCCAUGCCAUCGCGCAAGCCCAGCUCCCGCCCCGACCCCAUCAUCCUCCUCUCCCCAUCCGCCUCAUCUCUCAUCCGCAUGUCGAAUAUCAAAUCCUUCCUCGGCGAAGGAAUCUUCGUCCCACCCGACCACCCAACGCUCAGCAUGUCGACCGAUGCCAAUUUCAUGGAGAUCAAGCGUCCGCUCCGCAUCAAGUCGGACCCCUCCAAUCCAAACGCUACCUCGAUCGGUUCGCACGGCGGUGGCCGCGGCCCCAAGCCAACUAAAUUCAUCCUCGUCGACGGCACGACUAACUUCAAGCCGGAGUACUGGUCGCGGCUGGUGGCUGUUUUCACAACGGGCCAGACCUGGCAGUUCAAGUCUUAUAAGUGGUCUUCGCCGCCGGAGCUGUUCAAGCAUGCGACGGGUAUCCAUGUUGGCUGGCGAGGCGAGGAGAUCCCUGCGUCCGUGAAGGGAUGGGGCCGUGGCGUGAAUAGUUUCGCUGUUGAGCGGUGGGAUGAGAAGGGUGGGAUUCAGGGUUCAGGGCGCUGGAGAGAUCGCGAGGUUGUGGAGGGUAUUUGGACGGCUAUUGAGGAGGGAAUGAAGCUUCGUGGUUGGGGAUCCAAGUAA